AUGGGUGAUCAUGGCAACCGAAUUGGCCUGGUGCGAUAUUCGUAUACCGGCACUAUAGAAGAACGAAUGCCACUUAUGGCCAUUCGUCUGCCGACAGACUUCAAAACGAAGUAUCCGGACGAGUAUUCCAAUUUUCUGGAAAACAAAUGGAAGUUCACUAGUAACUUUGACGUCCACCAAAUGCUACGAGAUGUGGCGCUGAUGAGACUUGGUUCUAACAGAACAAGCACAUCGGCAUCCACUGGACGAGGGAUCAGCCUCUUCGAUAAAAUACCUGCCACGAGGUUCAUUCAUGCUUAUUGUAGUACAAUUGUACACAUUUUACAUGUAUUUAAGAAGUGA
Molecule: messenger RNA, 342 nt
Organism: Cooperia oncophora
Lineage: Eukaryota; Metazoa; Nematoda; Chromadorea; Rhabditida; Trichostrongylidae
Source: the annotation of a GenBank genome assembly